Molecule: messenger RNA, 2512 nt
Organism: Phacochoerus africanus (Common warthog)
Lineage: Eukaryota; Metazoa; Chordata; Mammalia; Artiodactyla; Suidae
Gene: CLEC4A
Product: C-type lectin domain family 4 member A
Exons: 9
Coding region: 476-1189 (237 amino acids)
Source: RefSeq, a predicted model, not a curated record
UCUAUGAUAUUUUGCUGCCCUUGAUAUGUCUCGUUGCCGGUGGAAUGUACUCUCUUGCUCUGUUCACAGCAAGUUCAGGUGGAAACAGAGAGGAGAAAAUGUACACGUUAUCUGAACAGAUGAUUUGAAUGUUACUACAUGCUCCAGUUUACCAAGGGCUGCUUUGUGAUUCUAGGUUCCAGAAUGAGAAAGUACUUAGAGAAGAGUCAAGCAGAGUUACAGUCCAUCUAAGGCAGACCCUAAACCCUGACGUAAGUUGGAAUGUGGUACCCCAACGUUGCCUGGCCACCCACACGGGAUGAGGAGAUUGCAACAUAAAGGAGGAUAGACCCAGGGUUAUUUGCUCAUCUGAGGCCUCUGGUCUCAUCUAGUUGUGUGAUGGGAUGUAUGACCAGUUAUGACUGCAUUUGAGCUUCAUUUUAAGAUGUUUUAAGGAAGAGGUGAAAAGGAGUCUUUGCAGAGAGCAGAUCUCAGUAUGAAUUCAGAGAUCACUUAUGCUGAAGUGAGGUUCAAAAAUGAACCCACGUCUUCAGGCACUAAAUCAGAGCCUCCUACAGCUCCCAAAGAGAAGACCAACCCUCAAAAAUGUGACCCUAGUUUUCCCAAGCUUCUUGCUUCAUUGCUGAUACUUCUGCUGCUAUUGACAAUCUCAUUUUUAAUUGCUUUUAUCUUUUUUUUUCAAAAAUAUUCUCAUAUUUAUAAAGAAAAAAAGACUCUGAAAGAAGUCCCUCACACAGCUUUGGAGUGUAUGAAAGAAAAUUUGACCAUGGAAGACAAAGACUGGAGUUGCUGUCCAAAGAAUUGGACGUCCUUUAGUUCUAACUGCUACUUUAUUUCUGCUAAAAGCGGUACCUGGGAUGAGAGUGAGAAAAAAUGCUCAAGUAUGAAGACUCACCUGCUGGUGAUCACCACCAAGGCUGAACAGGAUUUCAUCAUCCAGAAGCUGGUUAAAAACACUGCUUAUUAUGUGGGGCUGUCAGACCUACAGGGAAAAAAUAAUUGGCAAUGGGUUGAUCAGACACCAUACAAUGAAAGUGUCACAUUCUGGCACUCAGGUGAACCCAAUGAUCACAGUGAACAUUGUGUUAUACUACAUUUUCGCACUUCAUCAGGAAAAUGGGGUUGGAAUGACGUUCGUUGUAAUGAGCAUCAGAAGUUUAUUUGCAAGAUGAUGAAGAUUUACUUAUGAGUGGAACAUUCUCCAUGAUCGUGUGGUUGAACUGGUCAGCAGGAAGAACCUAGAAGGGUAGAGGAGAAUUUCUUCUUACCUGACGACAUGAACAUACACUGAGCGUGGCAGAGACUAUUCUGCAGACAAAUGGAGGCAGCAUGAGCCACAUCUUCUAAUUUUGGUCUGAUUGCUAAGGGGUUAGACACUGGUAAAGUUUUAUGAUGUGGUUUCUCCAUCUGUCUGAAUUUUCCUCUAUAUGGGUUAGUCAACAGCAAAAUCAUCCCCGUCAUUGCUUUUUUUCAUUUCUCUCAGACAGAUGUAUUAUCUUGAACCAAAAGCAUAUUUUAUAAAGGUGGAAUGUAAUACACAUCCAGGGAAGAUAAAUUCCAGCUUUGUCCAAGUAGAUUUUUUGGGCUUCCUAACAUUCUCUGUUCAGUCUUGGGCUGUCAUUUAACAUCAGGGUACAAGCAAAGGGAAGUCAGAAAUUGAGUGCUGGAGACUUAGAAUUAGAGAAUUGGCAUUGGACGUUAUUACGGUGAAGUUACAUUCAUCCAUCAGGUAGUCUGAUAAUUUUUUUUCUUUGGUUAAAUUUUAUAGUUUCUUUGUAUGUAUUCCCACUCAAUUUCCGGUUGUAUUUAUAUUCCUCUCUUUACUAAAGGUAUUACAGAUCAUUUUCUCUCUACUACAAUAUAUCAUAUUUACAAUAAAACUAAUUUGUUACAUUAGCAUGGUAAUUAUAAUCAACCAUGACAAAGCUGAUUCUAUCCAUGGCUAUCCCAGUGUGACCUCCUGAGAUUAUGCCCUGAUUAUCUUGAUGCAAACAAGUAACUAAUUUUGCCAUCCAUUUCCUGAUUAUAUCUAAGGAUGAGUUACUAUUAUACAGGUCUGAUCUUAUCCACUGCAUGUAGAAUUUACCGGCCCAGUUCUCAGAGACCAGCUUACAUAACAAUUCUGGCAGAAUUCUUGCUGGCCUUUAUUUACAAUGAGCUUUUCCCAUUAUUAUUUCAAUUCUAAUAUGGAGAUGGAAUGAAAGAAGGGCACGAAGAACCUCUUCACUAAAUGCCUUAGAUUGUCAGAGUAGAAGAUGUGCUUGACCUGGAGUGAAAUGGAAAAUAGUAAUAGUCAGUAUUGGGAUUUUUUUCUUCUCUCCACAUUGUAUUUUAUGAAUGUGAUUUAGAGUCUUUUUGAUUUUCCUUUGAGCACCAGCAAAUUAAGUUUGGACAUAACAGAUUUUAUGUAAGAUUUGUGUUUAAAGUGUGAUAUUAAAAUGAAGCAGCCAUCUUAGUAUCCAUUAAUGGACAGAAUUGUGAAAAUAAUAAAAUAGCUCUUUCAAGCUACUGA